Molecule: messenger RNA, 1831 nt
Organism: Rhinopithecus roxellana (golden snub-nosed monkey)
Lineage: Eukaryota; Metazoa; Chordata; Mammalia; Primates; Cercopithecidae
Gene: PRKACA
Product: protein kinase cAMP-activated catalytic subunit alpha
Exons: 3
Coding region: 1-414 (137 amino acids)
Biological process (GO): peptidyl-serine phosphorylation
Cellular component (GO): cAMP-dependent protein kinase complex; nucleus
Molecular function (GO): protein kinase A regulatory subunit binding; ATP binding; cAMP-dependent protein kinase activity
Source: RefSeq, a predicted model, not a curated record
AUGAGGCCCUCCUAUAGUUGCCUGCUUCUCGAGGUCUGCCUCUUCCCACAGGUUCCUGUGGCCACAGAAAUGCUUAUGGAUCAUACACAGCUUCCUACCCUGUCCUUGUACCCCUUCCUCCAGGUGCGGUUCCCUUCCCACUUCAGCUCUGACUUGAAGGACCUGCUGCGGAACCUCCUGCAGGUAGAUCUCACCAAGCGCUUUGGGAACCUCAAGAAUGGGGUCAACGAUAUCAAGAACCACAAGUGGUUUGCCACAACUGACUGGAUCGCCAUCUACCAGAGGAAGGUGGAAGCUCCCUUCAUACCAAAGUUUAAAGGCCCUGGGGAUACGAGUAACUUUGACGACUAUGAGGAAGAAGAAAUCCGGGUCUCCAUCAAUGAGAAGUGUGGCAAGGAGUUUUCUGAGUUUUAGGGGUGUGCCUGUGCCCCCAUGGGUUUUCUUUUCUUUUUUUUUUUUGGUGGGGGGGUGGGAGGGUUGGAUUGAACAGCCAGAGGGCCCCAGAGUUCCUUGCAUCUAAUUUCACCCCCACCCCACCCUCCAGGGUUAGGGGGAGCAGGAAGCCCAGAUAAUCAGAGGGACAGAAAUACCAGCUGCUCCCCCUCAUCCCCUUUGCCCUUCUGCCCCCUCCCCCACUUUUCCCUUCCUCCUUCCCCACAGCCCCACAGCUCCCCAGCCCCUCAGCCCCACCCAGCCUACUUCUGCCUGUUUUAAACGAGUUUCUCAACUCCAGUCAGACCAGGUCUUGCUGGUGUAUCCAGGGACAGGGUGUGGAAAGAGGGGCUCACACUUAACUCCCCCACCCACACCCCCAUCCCACCCAACCACAGGCCCCACUUGCUAAGGGCAAAAGAACGAAGCGCCAACCUUCCUUUCGGAGUAAUCCUUACUGGGAAGGAGAGAUUUUUAGUGACAUGUUCAGUGGGCUGCUUGCUAGAAUUUUUUUUAAAAAACAAUUUAAAAUCUUAUUUAAGUUCCACCAGUGCCUCCCUCCUUCCUCUACUCUCACCCCUCCCAUGUCCCCCCAUUCCCCAAAUCCAUUUUAAAGAGAAGCAGACUGACUUUGGAAAGGGAGGCGCUGGGGUUUGAACCUCCCCGCUGCUAAUCUCCCCUGGGCCCCUCCCCGGGGAAUCCUCUCUGCCAAUCCUGCGAAGGUCUAGGCCCCUUUAGGAAGCCUCCGCUCUCUUCUUCCCCAACAGACCUGUCUUCACACUUGGGCUUUGAGAGCCAGACAAAGCAGCUGCCCCUCUCCCUGCCAAAGAGGAGUCAUCCCCCAAAAAGACAGAGGGGGAGCCCCAAGCCCAAGUCUUUCCUCCCAACAGCGUUUCCCCCAACUCCUUAGUUUUAUUCUCCGCUAGAUUUUAAUGUCCAGUCUUCCCUCAGCUGAGUGGGGAGGGCAUCCCUGCAAAAGGGAACAGAAGAGGCCAAGUCCCCCAACGCCAUGGCCCGAGGUUCAAGGCUAGAGCUGCUGGGGAGGGGCUGCCUGUUUUACUCACCCACCAGCUUCCGCCUCCCCCAUCCUGGGCGCCCCUCCUCCAGCUUAGCUGUCAGCUGUCCAUCACCUCUCCCCCACUGUCUCAUUUGUGCUUUUUUCUCUCGUAAUAGAAAAGUGGGGAGCCGCUGGGGAGCCACCCCAUUCAUCCCCAUAUUUCCCCCUCUCAUAACUUCUCUCCAUCCCAGGAGGAGUUCUCAGGCCUGGGGUGGGGCCCCGGGUGGGUGCGGGGGCGAUUCAACCUGUGUGCUGCGAAGGACGAGACUUCCUCUUGAACAGUGUGCUGUUGUAAACAUAUUUGAAAACUAUUACCAAUAAAGUUUUGUUUAAAAAAAAAAA